UCCCUGUGUUUACAACUCCUGCAAGGCUGCUCGUGUCAAACUCUCGCGAGAUAAAGUGACAGGGCACCUCUCUGUCUCGAAGUGCGUGAAAAGUCAACGCACACAGUCAGAGAGGAUCCUGCAGCUUUAACGUGUGUGCACGCUGAGAAGUUUCAUGCUCAUCAGCUGUUAAGUAACUGACCUACUUAACUGAGCGGAAGAAAAACAAGCUCGUUAAACGGCGGAUAGAUCCGAGUCUGACCCCGGUGUGAGCUACCUGCACAGGCAGCACCUGUAACUCACCUGGAGCAGCAGCAGCGGCGGAGUGCACCGUGUUUUGACCAUGGCUGCAGCUGUGGAGCUCGGCUCGGUGUCCACGGGGCUCCGGGUCAUGUUUGCAAUGCUCACACCGAACGAGUCUUCUUUUGAGAAGGUGGAAGACGUCCCUAAGUAUGUGCAUGAGGCCACUCCUUUCUUUGUAGGGCUGAUAAUGCUGGAGCUGGUGGUGGGCGUGCUGAAGACCGGAGCCUCGGUAGUCACCAUCAGUGAUGGACUCACCUCCAUAUCUGCUGGGAUGACCUCCAGACUCCCACUGUUGUUCAUGAGAGGCUGCGAGCUGUCUGCUUACAUGUACGUGUGGGACCGGUACCGCCUGCUGGAGCUUCCCUGGGACAGCGCCUGGACCUGGUGGUUCACCUUCUUGGGCGUCGACUUCUGCUUCUACUGGGUCCACCGUAGCGCUCACGAGGUGGCCAUCCUUUGGGCUGCUCACCAGGUUCACCACAGUUCAGAGUAUUACAACCUCACCACCGCCCUCAGACAGUCGCUCACCCAGCAGUUCACAUCAUGGAUUUUCUACCUGCCCCUGGCUCUGGUUGUGCCCCCCUCGAUCUUCGCCGUUCACAUCCAGUUAAACCUCCUCUACCAGUUCUGGAUCCACACGGAGCUGAUCCGAGACCUUGGACCUCUGGAGUGGGUCUUCAACACCCCGAAACAUCACAGAGUCCAUCACGGGAGGAACCUUUACUGCAUUGACAAGAAUUAUGGAGGAAUUCUGAUCAUAUGGGAUCGAUUAUUUGGUACUUUUGCUCUGGAGACAGACAAAGUGGUGUACGGCCUGGUGUUCCCCAUCAAAACUUUUGAAAUCCUCCACGUCCAGUUACACUACUAUUCAUAUUUGUGGAGAAAGUCCAACGCCUACAAGAAACUCGUCAAUAAGCUGUCAACGUUCAUGAACGGUCCGAGCUGGAAACCUGGUAAACCUCGGCUAGGCGACCACGUCAACAAUCCGAAGGUUACCGGAGAGGAAGUGCCUCAUGAUCCCAGCUGGUCGCUGCCUUUACAAGUGUAUGUGGUCAUCCAUUUCCUGUUGGUGCUGCUGACUUACCACGACCUGUUUGAAAACAAGAUGAUGCUGUCCCAGUUAACCAUUCUGGGGAUGGCCGGCUACGUUCUGCUCACUCUCACCGCCCUGGGCUACAUCAUGGAUCAGAGGCCGACGGCGGCUGUCCUGGAGAUGCUACGCUGCGUCGUCAUGGUGACGCUGCAGAGGUACAGCUACGUGAAGCCCCCGCUGCCUUCGCUCGCUGCGCCCACAGAGGCCUUUGUCUCCCUCUCUCUGCUGUACUGGGCUCUGCAGAGCGUCUCUCAGCUGCUCAGCAUCAAGAAGAAGGCCGACUGAGUCGACGACACGACAGGAGACUGAAUUUCUUCUUUUUGAGUCACAAUCAUCGACAUGAUUCCUUUCCAACACUUUUUAAUAAGCUUGAACACACCUCGUCUGUGUCGCCGUCCAUCAGCAUGAUGCUGGAGAUGUUCCUUUCCUAAAACAUCUCCUGCUUUUUAUUUGAAAUGAACUUUCUAACAGAGAUGCUGCUAAUCGAGCCUCUAAUCAACUAAACUCAGCUGCUGUGUGACUUUUAUUGCCUUCAACUAUGCAACAUAUACCUCAGCUAAGGCUGCGCUGACUGAUACCUGCUGAUUUUACCUCUGACUUGCACAGCCCUGUACAGUGUAUUGCUUUUCUCAUUGCAAUAAAACUUUUGUAAUCUUG
Messenger RNA from Larimichthys crocea (large yellow croaker), 2032 nucleotides. RefSeq names its product alkylglycerol monooxygenase (gene agmo). Gene Ontology annotation, cellular component: endoplasmic reticulum. Bases 323 to 1660 code for a protein of 445 amino acids. NCBI's taxonomy places the organism in Eukaryota, Metazoa, Chordata, Actinopteri, Sciaenidae. The record is from RefSeq and is a predicted model, not a curated record. Gene Ontology annotation, molecular function: glyceryl-ether monooxygenase activity; iron ion binding. The transcript has 13 exons. Gene Ontology annotation, biological process: lipid biosynthetic process.